Molecule: messenger RNA, 4674 nt
Organism: Gorilla gorilla gorilla (western lowland gorilla)
Lineage: Eukaryota; Metazoa; Chordata; Mammalia; Primates; Hominidae
Gene: ZNF268
Product: zinc finger protein 268
Exons: 6
Coding region: 274-3123 (949 amino acids)
Biological process (GO): regulation of DNA-templated transcription
Source: RefSeq, a predicted model, not a curated record
GACUCUCCAUGACGCAAUUCCUGUGCGACAUACGUAACGGCCGCCAUUGUUCCGCGCCGAUGGCGAGAUCCUUGUUCCUCAGAUAGCGUUCAUCGCCCGUCGUGGUCAACGGGCCAACCGAGUCUGGAGUGGUUGCGAACCCUUCUGGCUGCAGAUCUGGAGGUGGAGGCAGUACCCUGGACUCUAUUCUGCUGCCCUUUCAGGGUUUGGAGGAGCCGGAGCAUCCCUCGCGUCCUGUCACUUCCAGCGAGGCACACAAAACUGACCGUAGGGAUGGCCACCAGGGUCCGGACAGCUUCUAUUUGGGUCCCACCUCUCCAAGAACGAAACAGUUCAUGGGAUAGGAUCAGAAAGCUCCAAGGUCAGGAAUCCAUCUUGGGCCAAGGGACUCCUGGUCUGCAACCUCUCCCUGGAGCACCCAGGCAGAAGCAGAAGAGUCGCAGAAUAGAGAAAGUCCUAGAGUGGCUGUUUAUUUCCCAAGAGCAGCCAAAAAUCACCAAGUCCUGGGGACCUUUGUCAUUCAUGGAUGUGUUUGUGGAUUUUACCUGGGAGGAGUGGCAGCUGCUAGACCCAGCACAGAAGUGCCUGUACAGGAGUGUGAUGUUGGAGAACUAUAGCAACCUGGUGUCCCUAGGGUACCAACACACCAAACCUGAUAUCAUCUUCAAGUUGGAACAAGGAGAAGAGCUGUGUAUGGUGCAGGCCCAAGUUCCAAAUCAGACCUGUCCAAACACAGUCUGGAAAAUUGAUGAUCUUAUGGAUUGGCAUCAGGAAAAUAAAGACAAGCUGGGAAGUACAGCAAAAAGCUUUGAAUGCACUACAUUUGGAAAACUAUGUCUUCUUAGUACAAAGUAUCUUUCAAGACAAAAACCUCGUAAAUGUGGCAUGCAUGGAAAGAGUUUGAAAUAUAUAGAUUUCACUAGUGAUUAUGCUAGAAAUAAUCCUAAUGGGUUUCAGGUACAUGGAAAAUCAUUCUUCCAUUCUAAUUCUAAACAUGAGCAAACUGUUAUUGGAAUAAAAUACUGUGAAAGUAUUGAAUCUGGAAAAACCGUCAAUAAGAAAUCGCAACUUAUGUGCCAACAAAUGUAUAUGGGCGAAAAACCCUUUGGAUGCAGCUAUUGUGAGAAAGCCUUCAGCAGCAAGUCAUACCUUGUAGUGCAUCAGCAAACUCAUGCUGAAGAGAAACCCUAUGGGUGUAAUGAAUGUGGGAAAGACUUCAGUAGUAAAUCAUACCUCAUUGUACAUCAGAGAAUUCAUACAGGAGAGAAACUACAUGAAUGCAGUGAAUGCAGGAAAACAUUCAGUUUCCAUUCACAGCUUGUUAUACAUCAGAGAAUUCACACAGGUGAGAAUCCCUAUGAGUGCUGUGAAUGUGGGAAAGUCUUCAGUAGGAAAGACCAGCUUGUUUCACACCAGAAAACUCAUUCAGGACAGAAACCAUAUGUGUGUAAUGAAUGUGGGAAAGCUUUUGGUUUAAAAUCACAGCUCAUUAUACAUGAAAGAAUUCAUACAGGAGAGAAACCAUAUGAAUGCAAUGAAUGUCAGAAAGCCUUUAAUACAAAGUCAAACCUUAUGGUACAUCAGAGAACCCAUACAGGGGAGAAACCUUAUGUUUGUAGUGAUUGUGGAAAAGCCUUUACAUUCAAGUCACAGCUCAUUGUACAUCAGGGGAUUCACACAGGAGUAAAGCCCUAUGGGUGUAUUCAGUGUGGUAAAGGAUUCAGUUUGAAAUCACAGCUCAUUGUACAUCAGAGAAGUCACACAGGAAUGAAACCUUAUGUAUGCAAUGAAUGUGGCAAAGCCUUCAGGAGCAAGUCAUACCUUAUUAUACAUACAAGGACACAUACAGGAGAAAAACUCCAUGAAUGCAACGAUUGUGGGAAAGCCUUCAGUUUUAAAUCACAGCUCAUUAUACAUCAGAGGAUUCAUACAGGAGAGAACCCCUAUGAAUGCCAUGAAUGUGGGAAAGCCUUCAGUCGGAAAUACCAGCUUAUUUCACACCAGAGAACUCAUGCAGGAGAGAAGCCUUAUGAAUGCACCGACUGUGGAAAGGCUUUUGGUUUAAAGUCACAGCUUAUUAUACACCAGAGAACUCAUACAGGGGAGAAACCAUUUGAAUGUAGUGAGUGUCAGAAAGCCUUUAAUACAAAGUCAAACCUGAUUGUACAUCAGAGAACUCAUACAGGAGAGAAACCCUAUAGUUGUAAUGAAUGUGGAAAAGCCUUUACGUUCAAAUCACAGCUCAUUGUACAUAAAGGAGUGCACACUGGAGUAAAACCCUAUGGAUGCAGUCAAUGUGCAAAAACCUUUAGUUUGAAGUCCCAGCUCAUUGUACAUCAGAGAAGUCACACAGGAGUAAAACCAUAUGGAUGCACUGAGUGUGGGAAAGCCUUCAGGAGCAAGUCAUACCUUAUUAUACAUAUGAGAACUCAUACAGGAGAGAAACCACAUGAGUGCAGGGAAUGCGGGAAAUCCUUUAGUUUCAAUUCACAACUCAUUGUGCAUCAGAGAAUUCACACAGGAGAAAAUCCCUAUGAAUGCAGUGAAUGUGGGAAAGCCUUUAAUAGGAAAGACCAGCUCAUUUCACAUCAGCGAACUCAUGCAGGGGAAAAGCCUUAUGGGUGCAGUGAAUGUGGGAAAGCUUUUAGCAGCAAGUCAUACCUAAUUAUACACAUGAGAACUCAUUCAGGUGAGAAACCAUAUGAAUGUAAUGAAUGUGGGAAAGCCUUCAUUUGGAAAUCACUACUCAUUGUACAUGAGCGAACUCAUGCAGGGGUCAACCCUUAUAAAUGCAGUCAAUGUGAGAAAUCCUUCAGUGGGAAAUUACGCCUUCUCGUACACCAGAGAAUGCACACAAGAGAGAAACCAUAUGAAUGCAUUGAGUGUGGAAAAGCCUUCAUUAGGAAUUCUCAACUCAUUGUACAUCAAAGAACUCAUUCAGGAGAGAAACCCUAUGGGUGCAAUGAAUGUGGGAAAACCUUCUCUCAAAAAUCAAUUCUCAGUGCACAUCAGAGAACACAUACAGGAGAGAAGCCUUGUAAGUGCACUGAAUGUGGGAAAGCCUUUUGUUGGAAGUCACAGCUCAUUAUGCAUCAGAGAACUCAUGUAGAUGACAAACAUUGAUAAUUUUAUGAAACUGAAAAGUGGAUUCACAAGAGAUAGAAACAGAAUCAUAUAUAAAGAGAAACUCUGUAAGUGGAAUCAUCUUGUCAUCUUCCAGAAAACUCAUACUGAAUAGAAACUUUAUGAAUGCACAGCAUAUGGAAAGGCAUCCACAGAAAGCUGUUCUUUACAUGUAAAAAGAUAGUAGACAAUACACAGGAAAACUGAAUUUAGUAACCACUCUGAAAAUUGUUAGCAGCAAGUCAUACCUUUUUUUAAAAAGUUCAUACAGGUGAGGAACCAUGUUAAACGUUGUAAAGUCAUUUUACUAACAUAAGAUUCACAAAGAGGAAACUUCAUGAACCAGAUGAAUAUAGAAUAGACUUCUUUGAAAUUCAUAGUUUACAGAAUUUUAAUGAGAAAUUAUUGAGCUAAUGAAUGGCAGAAUUAACAAAAUUACAAACAUUUUAUGUAUCGGAAGCAUAUACAUUGGAGGAACCAUGCUAUAAGGGAAAGUUUAAAUCUAGAAAUGAGAAACCCCUAGGGAAAAAAUAUAUAUAGGAGUGAACAUCUUAUGAAUGUACCAAAUAAACCACAGCUGGACUGUUAACCUCACCUUAGAAGCUUCAUUCUAAAAAAAAAAAAAAAAAAAACCAACCUAUUAAUCUUAAUCUUAAUUUUGAAGAAUUAUUUAUUUCCUUUAGGAAUCAUUUUAAGAGAAGUUUUAUUCCAGGUGUUCCAAAAUUUCAGGAAAAGAUUUGAGAAAAUUCUCAAUUAUAAAUAAUAAGAUACAGAUUAUUUCUGUGUACAGGUGAAUCUAGUAAGGAGGUUAAGAAUAAGAAAUAAUAUCCCAGAGCCUACAGGGAUAUUUAGAUAUCUUCCUAUGUGUACUACAUAAUAUGAAUUUUGCAGUUUGGCAUUUUACUUGUGAAUGCCAUAUGUGAGACAAAAAUCAUCUUCCAGAGAUUUCAGUAUCUCUGAUAUUGACAAUAUCUCUGAUAUGACAAUAUCAUCUUCCAGAGAUUUCUACUCUGCAUACCAACAUUGUUUCUUUGUGUCUUACCAAAUGCAACUUGUUACUAGAAUAUGACUUAUUAAAAAUGCAUUUCCACACUGCAAACAUUUUUUAGGGCUAUGUUCUGCCCUUUGGAAGCAGUCUUGGCAGCAACCUCUUUAGUUAUAGUAAUCAAUAUAAGGCACACUUCAUGUGUUUGUGUAGCCUGGAAUCUAUUCUACCUUCACAGGUUAGAACAUCUUGAUUUCCUCUUAGAGAAACAUUCCCUAACGGUGUAUGUAGUCAUGACGGAACCACCAUUCAAGAUGCCCUGCUCAGGACUUGGCAUGAGCGCUAUGGUCAGCUGAGGCUCAGAACUGUACAUUGUUAAUGGGUUUUUCAAGUUCAGAAAAGCAACAUGAGCUUUUGUUCUAUGGUAGCAUGUUGAUGUAAUAAGUAGCUAUUUCAAUAGAGGUUCCCAGAACAGCUUUUGUUACUGUCAUUUUCUUAACUUUGUUCACUUGUCUUUUAUUUUGAGCUAUUGGGUGUGCUUUUAAUACAUUCCUUGUUUGAUUGCA